AUGGAACAGAGGACACGAGGGACAAGCAGGAGGCGGGAGGCGGGAGCCAGUCGAGCGGAGGCAACGGGUACUGGUUUGGGGAGUAAUCGGGUCAGAGAGGUAGAGAGGUGCCAGGGCAUGAAGGGGUUUGAAGAUGAGCGUGAGGAUCUCGAAAGCGAUCUGUUCGGUGGACAGUUAUUAUCGCUUAAGCCCCAGCACCAGCCCCAGCAGCCCCACCAGCCCCAGCACCAGCCGCCCAUCUCCAUCCCUCGGCGCUCAGGCGCUGUCGGGGAUGGAGAGCCUCUGCCCUACGCGUCCAAAUGCGCUCCGAGCGCACCCGCUCCGCCGAGAGCAGCGAAAGCCGCCGACGCUCGGGAGGUGGUCCAGAAAGCGCUGCAGUUCAAGGCUCAGGGCGGACAGUGCUACCGGGAGAAGAAAUUCCGGGAGGCCAUCGGCAAGUACCACCGGGCACUGCUGGAGAUGAAGGGGAUGGUGCCCGUCCCCGGCCCGGGGGCGCCCCCCCCGCCACCCGCACCCUCACCCGCACCCGCACCCGCACCCGCACCCUCACCCCCGCACAAGCUCACCCUGGAGGAGAGGAAGGCGGUGGAGGGCAUCGAGAUCGAAUGCUACAACAGCCUGGCAGCUUGCUUACUACAAGCAGAACUAGUGAACUAUGAGCGAGUGAAAGAAUAUUGUCUCAAAGUGCUGAAAAAGGAGAGGGAUAAUUUCAAGGCUCUAUACCGCUCUGGUGUGGCUUACUAUCAUCUCGGAGAUUACGAUAAAGCUUUACAUUACCUGAAGGAAGCGAGGGAUCGCCAGCCAACAGACACGAACGUGAUCAGAUACAUCCAGCUGACAGAGAUGAAGCUGAGCAGGUGCUUGCAGAAGGAGAAGGAAUCCUUGUAAAAAAAUAAACAGGGGAUCACCCUGGCCAGGAACGGGACAGCAAGGGAAGGGGAUGGGGCUGGACAGACAUUGACUGACCGCUGGACUUUGCUCGGCUAUUGAUAAUAUCGCUUGGAACUGGGAGGUGGGAGGGGUUAGGAAGGGGGCGAACAUACCUGGAUGAAGCCACCCAAGGUUAUUCAGCAGAGGGGAUGCACAGCGAUCGACCUUUGGUGUUUUGUGGACCAGAAAACUACAUGAGGAAGCCAGACCCAUCAUGUCUU
Messenger RNA from Callorhinchus milii (elephant shark), 1151 nucleotides. Its product is annotated as tetratricopeptide repeat protein 9A. Gene Ontology annotation, molecular function: protein binding. The transcript has 5 exons. The record is from RefSeq and is a predicted model, not a curated record. Bases 1 to 888 code for a protein of 295 amino acids. Lineage: Eukaryota; Metazoa; Chordata; Chondrichthyes; Chimaeriformes; Callorhinchidae.